Messenger RNA from Pomacea canaliculata, 2287 nucleotides. Its product is annotated as ABC transporter G family member 9-like. The record is from RefSeq and is a predicted model, not a curated record. Gene Ontology annotation, molecular function: ATP binding; ATP hydrolysis activity; ABC-type transporter activity. Lineage: Eukaryota; Metazoa; Mollusca; Gastropoda; Architaenioglossa; Ampullariidae. Gene Ontology annotation, cellular component: plasma membrane.
AUGAACUUUUGUUACUAUAAGUGCUCACACAAGCAGUCCAGUUACCUGAAGGCUUAUAUAGUAUAUAUCCCUGUAUUGCAGUCAGUUAGAUGGUGUCGCCCUGGAGAUCAGUUUAAAAUCCAAGGAAACGUUGGAGUGACAGACUGUGGCAUGGAAAUAGUGUUUAAGAAUCUCGUGGUCACUCGCGGAGAACGGAGGAUUCUCUCGGACCUCAGUGGGGUGGCUCGUCCUGGCCGUGUGCUGGCAGUUAUGGGACCAAGUGGCUGUGGGAAGACCACACUGCUAAAUUGUCUAGCUGGACGAACGCUGCUUGAUCAUGGGGAGAUAGCCAUGGACGGAAUCCCAGUCAACAAGUCUUUGAGGAGAAAACUCUCCUAUGUCAUGCAGGAGGAUUCCUUUUUCCCUAACCUUACCCUUCGGGAAACGUUGUCUUUCACAACAAUGCUUCGCUUGCCAGACAAAUUGCCCAAGAGUGAGAAGAUACAGAGAAUGGAAGCAAUAAUUGAUGACCUCGACAUCAGGAAAUGCCAACACACAAUUAUGGGAGAUGCUUGGUGUCGAGGUAUAUCAGGUGGUGAGAAAAAGAGAGCUAGCAUUGCUUGUGAACUAAUCACUGAUCCAGCCAUCAUUUUCCUAGAUGAACCAACAUCAGGGCUGGACUACAGCACAGCUUCAAGCCUGGUUCGAACCUUGCGCACUAUAACAGAAGCACAGAAGAAGACACUGGUGAUGACAAUUCACCAGCCAUCCAGCCAGAUGUUCUUCACUUUUCAUGACCUGCUACUCCUGAGUGAUGGCCAGAUGGCCUUCUUUGGUUUAUGUGCAAACGUGAUUGACUUUUUCCAUAAAGCUGGUCUAGUCAUGGAUGCUCACUACAACCCUGCAGAUUUCAUAAGUCUUUUUAUUGUCAAAUUUCCUGGCAUGAAGUUGAAGAAACUCAAAGAGGACAAAGACACAAAGCAACAAAUCAUUGAAGCUGCAAGAAAUCUAAGGUAUGCAGAUUCAUGGCCAGAGGAGCUGAAGGUUCAAAUUAGAAGCAGCACAGAGAAUGAGAACAUGGAACAUGAUAAGAAAAAUAUAGAAAAACGCAAUAAGAAGAAAGGUGAUAAAAAAACCGACAGUGUCCAUGUCAGUCUUGUCCAUCUUGAUGGACAGGAAUCAAAUCACACAUUUGAAGAUCAGAGCCAUACCCAAAAAUGGGCAACUGGGUGGGUCACUCAGUAUGUUCAGUUAACCACGAGGACCUUUCGUCAGUCACGCACACGAAUUUUGAGCAGACUAAAGAUUAUGGAGUCUGUUCUUCUUUGUCUUCUGGUGUCCAUUGUAUGGUUUCAGUUACCACAUACAGAAGAAACAUUGAGAGACAGAAUGGGAGCACUGUUUUUUACCAUCAUUCACUGGGGAUUCACACCACUCUUUGACGCUGUUUCUUCAUUUCCCAUGGAACGUGUGGUCAUCCACAAAGAACGAUCAGCAGGAUGGUACAGACUGUCAGCAUACUACUUGGCAAAAAUGACCAGUGAACUACCUCUCAUCUUAGUGCAGCCAGGCAUCUUUGUAGCUGUAUCCUACUGGUGCAUUGGGUUUAAUGGAGUAGGACCUUUCUUUGGUACUGUCUUUAUUAUGAUGGUCAAUGCCAUAGCUGGGCAAAGUAUUGGACUUUUCCUUGGAAUUCUCUGCAUGGACUUCCGCAAAGCUAUGACGGUAGCCACCAUCUUCAUGAUGGCAAUCAUGCUCUUAGCUGGCUUCUACACACGCAACUUGCCUUACUGGUUGGACUGGAUAAAAUUCAUGUCCUUUUUGCACUUUUCAUUCCAUGCGGCAAUGGUUUUGGAGUUUACCAAUGCACCACCCAUCCAAUGUGCAUCAACAGCUAACGCCUCACAAUUUGCGCAAUGUCUAGCCAACAACUCGAUGGUGCCAUCAGACGAUGUGUUGGAGCAUUACAAUAUUGACCCUCACUUCUGGCAUCACUUCCUACCGCUGCUACUGUUUAUAGCUGCAUUUCGCCUCGCUGGCUACCUGGUCCUGCGCUUUGUUUACCGACCCCAAUCACAAUGAUUGGUAUUAUUUUUAUGAACUCAUUUGGCAUCAGCAGCACGUACUCCUGGGAUGUUACAUUCAGAUGAGUCACCUACAACAGUAAACAUGACCAACUGUUCCAGUUUUUGCGGGUGUAGCCAUUAUUCUACAAUUCUAUAAACACUUUUAAAUGCAAAAAUAAUGCCCUGAACGUGUGGCAGCAAAUUAUGACAACAACAUCCCUUUUAAAGUGUCAUUGCUACUC